AUGGCAGAUACCAAUAUUGCAAAACCGCGUCCGAAGCCAAGGCCCAAGCCGAAAGCGAAGCCUGCAAAUGCUGUCGCGGGACCGUCGAGCAAGCCAGGAGCGUCGUCGUCGUCGUCACGGAUACCACUGUCGAGUGAGGUGGACGACGAGGAUGAUAUGUUCUUGAAGAAUCGGAAUCGGUCAGUGAAGACCUGGCAGAAGCUGGAGGAGCUCAAUAAGGAAACUAAACUUGUUGUCAACUCGGACAGCGAUGAUGAAGCUACACCGAGGAAGCGCACCAAGAAGGCCGAUCAACUGAAUAAACCGAAGUGGCAGAAGGCCAAUGCAAUUCGGUUACUAUCCGCCGAUCUGUCAGACGAUUCAGACGACGGCAUUGAAAUCGUCGGUACCUCCUCAACAUCAAACCGCGCCCGCCUUGGGAAACGCCGGAGACAACGCAGUCGCUCACGGUCCAUAACACCGCCCCCAGCGCUUCCACAGCACCAAAUCCAGCAUGCUCGGAGCAUAGUCCGAGAGGCCCUCGGCGCAGCACCACGACACGCGUCCCCAACUGCAUUCGAUUGCGACGACUCAACAGACACGAUCGUGCUCGACCCAGAACUCGAACGCAUCGCCAAAUCCAUCACUUCUCAAUCCCAUCUCGCUCCUUCACCAUCCUUAUUUGAACCCAACGAGGAAAUUAUCUUGACCGUGAAUUGGCAGCCACAUCCGCUCAACGAAACUGGCAAGAAAGAAGUGUGGCAAUACAAGAUGAACAGGAAUGACGAUUUCCGCGAGCUGUUUGAAGCUGCAGCGGAAGACGCAUGUAUCCUCGUCGACUCCCUCAUCAUGACCUACCGGGACAAACGAAUAUUUUCUUCGGUGACUCCACAAACACUGAAGAUGCGGGGAGCCGCCGAGAUGGCUGCCUGCGACAAGACGACAUACGACUACAUACGGCGUAACCCGCACACCUCAACAACAACCUCUUCCCUACUCGACACCACCACCACCACCACCACCUCUAACUCCCGAGUCGUCGAAAUAUCAGAUGACGAUUCAGACGACGCAUCUUCCCCACCCACCACAGCAUCACAGCCCCCACAAACCCAAGAAUCCGACGCAGAGUCAGAAGCAGACGGCGAUAAAUUUAAGCUGAUCUUACGUUCCGUUACGACGGGGGAGAAAAAUAUCACGCUUAUCGUUCGGCCUACCACCAAGUGCGGGGCGAUCGUCAAGGCGUUCUUGAAGAAAGCUGGUGUGGCGGACCAGUAUCCUGCCGUCUUUGGAGAUGCUGCGAAGACGAAGAGCAGCGCACCCCCCAAGAAGGGCGGCAAGAAGAAGGGAAAUGGAUGGGGCGCGCCGACUGAGAAAGAUCCUAGGCUUUGCGUGGAUGGUGAGAAGUUGGAUAACGAGGCUGAGAUUGGAGAUUGGGAUUUGGAGGAAGGAGAUUUGGUGGAGGUUGUUGGGAUGUGA
This is a messenger RNA of Laccaria bicolor S238N-H82, 1455 nucleotides long. RefSeq lists its product as uncharacterized. NCBI's taxonomy places the organism in Eukaryota, Fungi, Basidiomycota, Agaricomycetes, Agaricales, Hydnangiaceae. Bases 1 to 1455 code for a protein of 484 amino acids. The transcript has 6 exons. The record is from RefSeq and is a predicted model, not a curated record.